CUCCUCUUUACUACUGCUAUCAAUCCUGCUCGCAGUGUUGAGGUCUGGGAAAUACAGCAACAUUGGUACUCAGUCGGACGUUGAGUCUACUCGCACCAGCAGUUGAGUACGUGCAACAUUGCUGAUCGCGUGCAUCAUCCACUACGAACUUGGGCUAUAACUUUACGAAGUGCAUGUGAAAAGCUGAGAGUAUGGCAGACGUGGCCUCUGAACCAGUCGCCACCAUGAGAUCAAACCGAGACACGGCUCAUCCGGGUGACAUCCUGCACCAGGGCUGUGGCCAUAAAUCUCUUUUGAGUAGUGAUGACUUAUAUCAGUAUCUUUUGAAGACAACUGUGUACCCAAGAGAACCUGCCUCCAUGAAAAAAUUGCGCGAGAGCACUGCGUCCCAUCCAUGGAACCACAUGGCGACGGCUCCAGAUGAAGGUCAAUUAAUUCAGUUCCUAUUGAGGACAAUGAAUGCAAAGAACACCUUGGAGCUGGGUGUCUACACCGGGUACUCGCUUCUGGCCACCGCCUUGGCUUUGCCCGAAGAGGGAAAGAUCAUAGCCGUGGACAUAAGCAGAGAGGCGUACAAUUUGGGACUCCCCAUGAUCGAAGAAGCAGGAGUAGCGAACAAGAUCGACUUUCGUGAAAGCCCUUGCAUGGAUGUUCUCCAGGAGCUGGUCUCACAGGAAGCUUAUCAUGGGUUCUUCGACUUCGCAUUUGUUGAUGCCGACAAGAAUAACUACAUCAAUUAUCACCAACACUUGCUCAAACUGGUCAGGAUCGGAGGUAUCAUCGCUUACGACAAUACGUUGUGGGCGGGCGCAGUCAUUGCCACAGAUGACGAGCCGCUGCCCAGCUAUAUUCACUACUACAAGGGCUUCAUCAGAGACCUGAAUACUUACUUGGCUGCAGAUUCUCGCCUUGAAAUAUGUCAGUUGACUGUCAGUGAUGGUGUCACCUUGUGUCGAAGAAUCGUUUGACUUAGCCUCGCCAACUGAUACCUUUCGCUCUGAACAACAACAAUGAUAUACUUCCUCCAGUCCAUUGUGCACAUUGCAGAGAAUCUCGACCGAUGGCGAAGUAAGCUGAUCAAUAAACUUCAUCAGCUACGCGAGUGGCGACGAGAAGUUCUCCCUUACAUGCACCGAAUUACAAUAGAAAAGUGCCAUGGAUAUGUACUGCAAGGUCUAGGAUGGUUUGGUAUCCCUCAGAAUGGAUUGCCACUUCCAGCUUAUACAGUACCGUGAUACAUCUAUCGGGUACCAUAAAAGAGCUCUGAGCAUUUAUACUUCCGUACUGUGUUGCACUGUCCGGAAUCCUGGUUACAGUGACUUCCUUUUCCAUUACGAAGUUAAUUCAAUGUCUA
Messenger RNA from Marchantia polymorpha subsp. ruderalis, 1354 nucleotides. Lineage: Eukaryota; Viridiplantae; Streptophyta; Marchantiopsida; Marchantiales; Marchantiaceae. The record is from the annotation of a GenBank genome assembly.